GGCUUGCUGGGAGGCCCAGAGGUGGGGAGCAGACAACCAGGCGCUUGGCGGUGCAGGAGCUGGACUCUGGCUGGGAGAAGGCGGGGGAGCCACCAUGUGCCGGGGGGCCGCGCUUGGGCCGGCCGCCUCCUCCCCCCGCCACUCCCCCGCGUCAGGUGAGAGCGCGAGGGGCGGUGCCUGUGGGUGGCGAGGGGGAGGGGCCUGCUGAGGCGGGCGCCCCUCCCUCCAGGUGCUGAGGGGAGGAAAAUAUUAUUAUUAUUAUCAUCAUCAUCAUAAUCAUAUUCUAUAUCUCUUCAAGGAGCUCAAGACGGUAUACGUGGCUUUUUCAUACCCCCAAAUGCAUUUUAUCCACACCACAGCCCUGUGAGGUAUGUUAGGCUAAGGUAGCAUUAUUCAUUUACUACGUCCUUUUUAGCAUAAUAAGGAUAUUGAGAUUAUAUAUAUACAGUAUACACACACACACACAUAUACAUACUGCAAUAUAUAUGGCGGAAUAUAUAUAUUUUUGACUGCCCCUCCAUUUUUAUCCUCACAGCAAACCUGUGAAGUUGGCUAUGUUGAAUGUUAGUUACUGGCCCCAAGGUCUGUGAUUCUGUUGUUGUUGUAUCUUAUUCUUUGUCAUUGUUGUCCAUCCUCCCCGCUCCUCCCUUUUUCUCUACCCAACAAUCCUGUAAGGUAGGUUAGGCUGAAAGAUAGUUACGGGCUCCAAAGUCACAUUGCAGUGUACAUGGUUAAGUAGGGCUUUGAAUCCCUGAUCUUUGACCAAUGCAUCAGCCCCGUCUAGCAUGGCUGCAUAAUGCUGUCUUCAAGAAUUGGUGCCCAAGUUUGCUUGUUUAUUCUCUUCUUGUGCCCUUUCCUUGUGUGUCCUGGCUUGGAUUGUAAGCCUGUGGAUGUGAAUUGUCUUAUUUUAACUUAUUGUAUAUAAGUUGUUCUAGAGGGGUUUUUUUGUUUUUUUGUUGAAGAGCACUACAAAAAUGCUUUAAAUCAGUGGGCAGAAAGCAUAUUGAAAUUUCUGGUAGGUCUCUGAGCAAUUUCUUGUAGAUUGGCAGGUACGUAAUAUAUAAUACGUUAGAAUAAAAUAAAUUCCUUUUCCCUAUAACGUAAUAUAAUAACUAUAAACUAUAAUAACUGUAGCAAAAUGCAACCCCACAUUAUAAUAGUGAAAUGAAGAAAGCUUUGUUGGGGGAGGGUAAUCAGAAUGAGGACUGGCGGUCCCCCCCCCCCCACCUUUGGUAUUCUAAAUAAAUUUGGAGGCUCAGAUUUCUUUAAUUCUGGUCCUUCACACCAGGUUACACUUAGCAGAUCUCAGGGUUCUAGAUGUUAAAAAACAGAAUAGAUUCCACAGACUUGAAUCCUGACCAUACUUGCUUUAAAUAUAUAUAUAUUUAAUGUUGGUGCUGAUUGGGAUGGCAGUUCAUUUGGGCACCCAACUGACUGCUCUAACUACUUCAGGGCAGCCAAGGCAGUGUCUGAUCCAUACAAGGGCCUGCAGCUGGAUUGCCACUGCCUUCUCAGGCACCCUGUCCAAGAAGUGAGUACAGUGGUACCUCGAGUUACAAACACCUCAGGUUACAAACUCCGCUAACCUGGAAGAGUUACCUCGAGUUGAGAACUUUGCCCCAGGAUGAGAACGGAAAUCAUGUGCAGCGGCAGCAAGAGGCCCCAUUAGCAAAAGCACGCCUCUAGUUAAGAACAGUUUCAGGUUAAGAACGGACCUCCAGAACGAAUUAAGUUUGUAACUACAGUGGUACCUCGGGUUACAUACGCUUCAGAUUACAUACGCUUCAGGUUACAGACUCCGCUAACCCAAAAAUAGUGCUUCAGGUUAAGAACUUUGCUUCAGGAUUAGAACAGAAAUCGUGCUCCGGCGGUGCGGCAGCAGCAGGAGGCCCCAUUAGCUAAAGUGGUGCUUCAGGUUAAGAACAGUUUCAGGUUAAGUACGGACCUCCGGAACGAAUUAAGUACUUAACCCGAGGUACCACUGUAUUUGUGACUGGACAGUAGUUAUUUAACACUUCUGAGUGCUAAGGCGGGGCACACCAGAAUCACACACACCCCACCCCCACCCAGAUUUGGAGGGCCUUUGCAGUGUACUUCAGAGUUGGAGAACCUGUGACCCUCCAGAUAUUGUUUCACUACAAUUAUCAUCAUUCCUUGCUGACUGAGGCUGAUGGGGUUUGGAGUCCAAUACUUUCUGAAGGGUCAUAAGUUACCUACUCCUGCUCUAAGUCUGCCUGCACACCAUACAUUUAAUCCCCACCCCUGAAUCCUGGGCACUGUUGUUUACCCCUCACAGGGCUACAAUUCUCAGCACCCAUAACAAACUAUAGUUCCCUUGAUAUUUUUUUUCUGGCAGGUGUGGGACCAGUGAUGUGCUUUAAAUGUGCAGUGGGUACACAGCCUUAGUCUUUUUAUGAGAUUCUGAUUUUGUAAUUUUUAUGGUGGACUUCCUUGCGUUUAGGACAAGUGUUACAGCAACUUACUGUUUCAGCCUUAAGUUUGCAGGCUGCAGGAAUGUAUUUCAUGGGUUGCUUUAAAAAAAACCUUGAUAAGUUGCAAAUGGAUGGGGUUUUGUUGUUUUUUUUAAAAAAAAGAAACACUUGCCCUUCUAUGAGUAAGGAGGGCUUCCCUUUCUUGGCUGAAGCCUGUUGGGAAUGGCCGAGAUGAGGAAGUGCUAGAUGAUUGGCUGAGGUUGGUAGGGGAUUUUCCUGAUGAAUUUACAUAUCGCCUAUUGCUCUGCAUGCCUUCCUAUUUACAUCACUGAGAGAGCAGACUACAGCAGAGGCCAGCAGGCAUGCAAGAGACAUUUUGAAAGAGGGAAAUCUUUGCCUGAGAUCUUCUCGGUGGAGUGUUCUGCAUGAUUCAGCUAUCGGUUUGCAUGUGAGGUAAAAUACUUCCUUUGUGGACUCUCUCACUCUCACUGGGAAAAUACUAUGGCUCUGUGUGAGCCCAUCAGCAGAUCACUAAACUGCUGCCUAGAUCAGAGGGAAUUGGAAUCAGUUGUGUCAGUUGAAUAACUUGAGCUCAAAUCAGUUUAUGGACUUGAAAAACCUUCAUGUUUUAUUUUUCCAACUUAGAUACCACUAUUCAUCCUCACAGGCUCCCAAGGUGGUUAACUGCUUAGGCUCCUGUUUUGUGUUAACUCUUAAUGGAGCUGUAGAAGGUUUUGAACUCUUAGGUGCCUGAGCAAAAGGAUGGUUUGAGGUGUCCUGGUUCUGACUGGUGUUAAACUGUUUGCUGCUCUUUAUUCCUACUCAUUCUGGAGAGCUGCUGACUGUUGCCUCCUUCCUUGGAGGAAGGUGCAGUGUUCAGCCUAUGGGCGGUUGUGCUUCAUAGUGGCUUUGUUUAACUUCCCUUUCAUGCUUAGGAGGUUUUGUGUACAAGGAGGGCGUAAAUGUCAGUGAUUCCAGAGUUUUCAUUUCUCAGGGCAGCUCUUUAAGCCAGCUGGUCUUUCACCCAUUGGAUGAAGUGCUACAGCUGUUUUCUGGGCUCUUGGGCCAGCGGAAGCAAAGGUUAGCCUUGUGCACUGCUUUUUAAUUUGGUUUUAGAACAAAGUUAAAGCAGACAGUUGAAAAUCACCUAUCAUUUUCUUGCUUCUCUGAUUUUGUUACCUUUUGAGAUGCAAGGAGGCUAGGUUCUGGUGGAUUGUGAAAUGGUGCUGGGGGAUGGAAUGCAGUGUGCUGCGAUUUGUCCAGCAAUAAUUAGCAAGGGUCCAGACCUUCCUAAUGUGCAGGUGCAGUGUUAUAAACUCAGAUAUAUAAGCUGUGCACCAAAUGGCUCCUUAAACCAGGGUUGCAGUCACCAGAACGGAAUGUCUAGUUGCCAUUUUUGGGUAACAUGGCUCAGUCUAAAUUGUUAUUUUUCAAAGGAUGCACUGAGUCUGAUUGAUUCUCAGUGAAACAUCUGGCUAGUUCAGAUGACAACCUUCACCUAGGUUAAGAGCUUUGACAACUUAAAGCAGAAAAGUCCCUUGAUCCAGGGACAGUCCUCAUAUAUAUUGGCCUGUUCAGAUCUCUUUUUCUUAAUGGUGACUGCUCCUGCUCAGGCUGCCUCGAAGAAACAUUAUGGUUCCAGAAAUUCAUUCCUAAUUGUACAGAUAAAAUAUAACUGAUAGCAUUCUACAGAAUGGGGUAUUAGCAUGUGAGAACAGUCCAGAUCCAAACCCAAUGAUUCUCAGGAUGCACCUCCAGAUGGUGGAGACUUCAGGUGCCAUCCUGGCUGCUAGGCAUCUUCACUUGGUCACAAGUGGUUGAUAGCCAGAUGCAAAAUGCACCUGCCGCCUGACUAAUUUUGAACACUGCCCAGGUGCAUCCAGUAUGAAUGUGGGCUAUCUUGCUUUCUGCCAAGUUGGCUCAUCAUGGAUGAGCUCUAUGCAUUAGUUUCCAUGGGUAUAUGUGACCAGUAUUUCAUGCAGCAAGCAUGUGAAAUGUGAGUCCAAAGCCCCUGAUAGAGGCCUCGUGCAUGCACCAUUCACAAGUUACACAUUUACAGCAGCAGCAGCAUAGCAAAUGUACCCUGAGUAGUGAUGAUUGCAGCAUGGCAGAGCAGCUCUAACUGCACAGGGAUGGAAGAUACCUAGUGGUGCUGGCAUAAUCAAUAAUAUAACUAGAGUCCUGUUGGAACUGAUCAAGGGUCUCUCUAGCUCAGCAUCCUUUUUCCAGUGGUGACCUUGCCAAUGUGUCCAGGAAACCCAAAAGAUAAAAAGGCUGAGAGCCAGCUUUCAUUCUUUAGGGAUUACUUCUAUGCUGAAUUAUGAAAAUCUUCAGCUGUUUCUUUGGCAGCAUUGUAAAAUGCCUAGGUGACUCAGCCUGACAACCACAUGUGAAAUACCUUUAAGGAAGUAAUUGUGAACUGAUUUCAGUGCAGUGUCUUGGCUUGGCUUUGUUUUUUAGAGGGUUAGAUGUGAAUUAGUUUCCAUCCUUUCUCAGUCUAUGUAAGCUUAUAUUUUUAAAAUUUUUAUCUUUUUGUUGUUGUAAAUAAUACAUUAGGUUCUCUCUUGAGCUUAUUUAACACUGAUUACAGUGGUACCUCGGAUUAAGAACUUAAUUUGUUCUGGAGGUCUGUUCUUAACCUGAAACUCUUCUUAACCUGAGGUACCACGUUAGCUAAUGAGGCCUCCCGCUGCCGCUGUGCGAUUUCUGUUCUUAUCCUGAAACAAAGUUCUUAACCCGAGGUACUAUUCUGGGUUAGCAGGGUCUGUAACCUAAAGCAUCUGUAACCCGAGGUACCACAGUAUAUGCUUCCUAGUGUAGUUUGGGGAAAAUCCUUGGUACCCUGUCUGCUGUGGCAGCUAGCAAUUUGAGAUAUUUAUUCACUUACUUUAGUAUCGGGCUGGCAGUCUUGCUUUUGAUUCUAGUGUCUGAAAUUUUAUUUUCUUUCUUUUCUGUGAUAGUAACAGCUUACUUAACCAGUUCUUAAAUGCUUGGAAUAUUUCCCUUCCUCCGUAUUCCAUAAUUGGGCUAAACUAAUCUUUGCUGCCACCAGCAUAAGCUGGACCAAGCUUGAGCAACAUUUUCUGGAACAGAUCCAGUAGUAGUCCUUCAGGUUCAUGUAUUAACAUGCAUGUAUUCAUAAAACUGGUAAUGAUCUGGGGAACCUGUGACCCUUCAGUUGUUAGACACCAUCGGGCCAGUGGCCAGGGAUGAUCAGAACUGCAGUUCAGUGACAUCUAAAGAACACAAUAUUGCCCAUUCUUCCUCUAUUCCCAGACCAUAGGAGGGGUGAGACUUGGACAAAAUAGCCAGCUCCCAGGGAGAAACAUAGGUGAGCCCUCAGUAGCCUUCCUCAUACCCUGUUUAAUCUUGCCUAAGAGGUGAUACUUCUGAGUGGUUUUGAGACAUCAAGAUGGCUGCAGGCUCUGCACUUUUGACUGAAGAGCUUUUGUGGUACCUUUCCAGUAUUUUCUCAGCAAAGGACAACCCCGCUGAUAACUAGCAUGUCUACUUAAAUAAUCUCUGUGUUAAUAAUUUGCAACUUUUUUCAAUUCAACCUGCCUUGUUAGUUGAAGGUGAUUCUGUUGUGUUAGAGUUUGUUGGGCUUGAGUCUGAAGGUGCAGGAGAUAGAUCCAUUUUCCGUGAUGCAGCUUUGGUGAGUACCCAUGAGCUGCAGCAGAAGUUGGCUAAGGAAGCAGUUUCGUGGGCUAUGGUCAGUGUUCCCAGGACAGUGCCUGGAUCUGUGGCCUCUAAGUGCAGAUCAACAAAUGCAGGAAAUGGAGAGCCCUGUGGGUUUUUUCUUUCUUUCACCAUGAGUAACUCCGUUUCAUUCUAGAGUCCUGCAAUUGUUUGUUUUCUUCUGAGUAAACAGACUUCCAACAAAGGAAACAGGAGGACACAAAUACUACUGGAGUACAUCAGAUUUUAUAAGGGGGCAGGGAGAAGGAAGCCUAAAUGUAAAUAAAUCCAUAUAAAUAAUUCUCUGUCCAAAAAAAUGGCAUAGGUUUCUUAUGUACCAGCACAUCACUUGGCCAUAUUCAUCUGGCUGGCCAGAACUGAGAACUAAUUCAUGGAGUAUUAAGCUGUCAAUAGCUACUAGUCACAGUGGCUUUGCUCAGCCUCCUCUGAAUACCAGUUGCUGGGAAUCACAAGUGGGGAGACGGCUGCUGUUGCACUCAUACCCUGCUUGUGGGAUUCUCAUUGGUGCAUCUGGUUGGCCACUGUGAGAACAGGAUGUGGGACUAAAUGGGGCCUUUGCUUUGAUCAACCAGAGCUGCUUUUAUGUUCUUAACAGAAUGAUGGCCUCAGUGGACCUUGGUCUGACCCAGCAGGGCUCUUAUGUUCUUAUCCCUGUUCCUAAUCAUAUACUGAGGUGGAUGGCUUCCACCUCCUCUCUGGCAUCUGAUUGCCAUCAGCAAUGUGACUGACUGAAAGCCCGUUCUUUCAGCUUACUCUUUCAAGUUUAUUUUUUAUUUUUGGCAAAAACAGAGAAGUAAAUUAAACAAACAAAAAAGCACAACCCUGAGUUGCACAGCUGUCUUUUCCAAACAGAGGCAGGCCAUGGGACCUGGAUCCAGUCUUUCCACCACCACCUCUUCAAGGUAGGGCUGCAUGUUCUUCUUUGCCAGCUGUGGCAAGAGGCUACUCAAACUGCUUAUGUUCCUAGUGCAAAGUGAGAGGUUUGGUUUGCUGAUGGAACAGACAGGCUAGAACGUGGCUUAGCACAUACAGUCUUGGGAGUAGAGAACACCAGAAGAGACUAGCUGCUGGAUCAGAUCAAGGGGGGGGGGCGAUUCAGUCCAGCAUCUUGUUCUCACAGUUGCCAACCAGAUGCCCCAGUGGGAAGCCCACAAGCAGGACCUGAGAGCAACAGCGCUCUUCCCCGCUUGUCAUUCCCAGCAACUGGUAUUCAGAGGCAUGCUGUCUCCAACAGAAGAGAGUAGGACUUACCCAUCCAGCUUGGUGGCCAUCACUCCUUCCUGGAGCUAGGGCACUGUUGCUGGAUAGGUGCUUCUGCAGAAGGAGAGCUUGUCUUCUUCCAAAGGUAAGAUCAGAAUAUUAUUUUUGUUUUUUAAACUCUCUCAUACCAAAUGUAACGGAUUUGUAGAAAAGGCUUUACAUCCUGAAAAAAGAGGCAAUGCAUGUACUGUUGUAAACCAAGAAAAUCUUUAAUUAAAAGUAUAUUUUUUUUAAAAAAAGGGACGCGGGUGGUGCUGUGGGUUAAACCAUAGAGCCUAGGACUUGCUGAUCAGAAGGUCGGUGGUUCGAAUCCCCGUGACGGGGUGAGCUCCCGUUGCUCGGUCCCUGCUCCUGCCAACCUAGCAGUUCAAAAGCACGUCAAAGUGCAAGUAGAUAAAUAGGUACCGCUCCAGCGGGAAGGUAAACAGUGUUUCCGUGCGCUGCUCUGGUUCGCCAGAAGCGGCUUAGUCAUGCUGGCCACGUGACCUGGAAGCUGUACGCUGGCUCCCUCGGCCAAUAAAGCAAGAUGAGUGCUGCAACCCCAGACUCUGCCACGACUGGACCUAAUGGUCAGGGGUCCCUUUACCUUUACCUAUAUUUUUUAAAAAUCACUUUAAUUAGGAAAACAUAAAAAUAAAAACACUUCCAUAAGAUAUAAACAAGGCACACAUCAUUACAGUCAAGCCACCGUUAUAAAAUGAGUCAGGAAAAAUUAAUUAGAUCUUGCCUUUGACCAAUUCUCCAGGAGGGUCCUCGACUGGUCAAAGUAAAGCAAAACACUCCUAAGAGCAAUAUAGCAUUAAAUAGCAGGAUGUGCAUUUAAAAAAUAGGGCCAUGUUUCUCAAGCUGCGCAAAUCACUUAAUUAAGGCAUUCCUUAAAUUACUGAGGUCUGUUACAUUCUCCCUGACUUUGGAACUUCAUUUGGUGGCCUCGCCAAGCUUCUACAUACCCCCUCUCCACAGCUGGUGUACAUACAUUUGCUCCAGAUGACACCACUUUAUCUUCGGCUGGAGGUAAUUAGAUUCACAGCAGUCAGAAAUCCACAGCCCCAACUUCUUAUUUUUGGGAAGGAAAUCAAUCCAAGCCUUUCCUGCUUAUAUUCCUGUUGGGCUUGCAAAAUCAUUUGCUCACCCCAUUUUUCUGCUGUCGUAUCUUGUUUAGUUACUUACUGUGUCUGUGGAAUGCUCUCCCCAGGGAAGUUCGCCUGGCACCUUCAUUAUACACCUUUAGGUGCCAGGCAGAAAUGUUCCUUUUUAACUAGGCCUUUGGUUGAUUUGAUUGACAUCCUAUGCCCUUUUAAAAUGUGGGGUGUUUUGGGUGGGGGUUAUUGAGUUCUUUUUAUUUUGAUUAUAUAUUUUGUUGUCUUAUAUUUUGAUUUUGUUCUGUGAACCGCCCUGAGGCCUCUGGGUAUAGGACAGUAUAUAAAUCAUCAUCAUCAUCUGCUGUGUUUGAAAGCCCACAUGGCUGAGCAUAUAACUAGAUGCUGAAGGGCCUAUUCCUGGGGUCCUUCCACUUUUGUUCCUUCAUCAUGUUUAUUUUGUGGAGCUCCUGUUUCAUUUUACAUGCCCUUUUAAUCUAUGAAAGUUCAUCCCUUCUUUGGCUGCUACUCUUAAACCCAUUUCCAGGCUGCUAUGAAUAAUCCAAGGAUAUUGGUAAUCCCUAGUAAAUCUCCCUCGCUAGAGAGUCUUUCUUCAUGGCAUUGAAGGAAGUGCCUUUUUUGGAAGCAUCACAAACUCCAUCCCUUGUACUCAUCUCAGGAUGUUGCAGGCUUCUCUCACCACACACCUCAUUUAAUUUAAAAAUUAGAGCCUACGGUAGACAUGGCUGCCUGGCCACAUUUUGUUUGACUCUUAAGUGAUGUUUGUGAACCAGCUCAGAAUGUUUCCUUAAUAGCUGCGGCAAUAAUUUUUGUAGAAAAAUAGCUAGUAUCUACUGCUCUUUAAUGCCACGAAAGUGAUUGGUUUCUUCUGCUUCUCACAGCAGCAAAACCCAAAGUUAAUUUCCUGUUGAGUGAGGCACUACCUCUUUAUAUUGAUCUUGAACCUUUUGCCCAUCAACUUCAUAAGAAUGUAAUCGUCUCAUCUGGUUGAAGUACACCUUCAUUUUGUGUUUAGCGAAAUUUUAGCUUGGAAGUAGAGAAACCAUUUCAUAUGCCACAAUUUUUUUAAUAGUAUCCAACUCAAACCAAGGCUAUGCAGGGUGGGGAACAUUCCUUUGUUUCCCUCUUCCCCCAUGCCCCUUUUGAUUUUGGUUUGAGAAUUUGAACCUAGUAAAAAGUGUUUAAAGAGCUGGAAAAAAGAGAAAGCACCUGGAAGCUGAGCUCUCUUGUAAGAAUGAAUUGUUAGUUUCUCUGUUACAGUGUUGACAGCUCUACAGUUUGCCUUGUCGUUUUCUGAGCUGAACAGGGCAAGUGGAGUCCAGGAAUUGCAGCUCUCUUAAUUGAUCCAAGGUUUUGCUCUUGGCCUCUUCCCACAUAUGGCUCAGGUCACAUGGAAGAGAAAUGUUUUUGCAACAGAAGAUCCAAGUGCAUUAGCUGUGCCUCCUCCAAGGAGCCAGCCCACGCAAGGAGAGGUCCAAGCACCUAGGUGGCUGUGUAGCACAUCACAGAGCAGCCUCAUAAGUGGCCACUAGGUACUGCUUCCUUUCCUAGGCCUGACACCUGACAUGUGGGGAAUGAACCCUGAGCUGUGUGUAUAGGCAAAGGCUGAGUCUCCAGCUCCUCCCAAGCUCUGCCAGAGCACAACCCCUGAGAGAAGUUUGUAUCAAGGAGAAGCACAUCCAACUGUUAAACUGUUUUAAUAUUGUAUUUAAAUGUUGCAACCCACCCUGGGACCUUAGAGUGAAAGGCAGAUAAUUAUGAAUAAUAAUAAUAGCAAUAAUUGUGCUAUUUUUAAAAAUAUUAAGUUAUUUUAAAAAAUAUUCUUAAGCCAGCUGUGCACAGGCUUGGUGCAGCACCUUUUGCAUGUCUGAGAUUGAUUAUAAAUAAAGUAUAUUGUCCUUUAACAAUGUUCUUUAUUUUUAUGUUACCAGAGGCAGCGUUUAGAACAUUCAAAUGUGGGGUUAGAUUAUGAGCGCCAAUAAGAACACCCGCUACAAUCGUUUCCCCAGUGGUACAACAAACUGUGCUGCUUCAGAAAACACUAACGGGGUAAGAGAAUGCAACAUGAUUUUGAGGGUGGGCCUUUAGAGUCCUGGCUUUUGUUAGCUUACUCUCUGAAUUUCUCAGAAAAAUGGGCUGUGCCUCUCUUGACAGUUUGUGGUCGUAUCCAGUCAGCCCUCCUUUUACUAACCCUGGUUAACUGGUGCUUUCAGUCUACAGAGGACAGAUUAUGUGAUGAUGUGUUUCCUCUCUUUUUCCAGACCAGAAUGGAGACAACUUUUGGGCCUGCUUUUUCUGCAGUGACUACCAUCACCAAAGGUCAGUGUUGAGCAAUCUCUAGUUAUUAUCACACUGCAUUGAAGGGUUAUAAUUUUGCUUCUGUUCAUGGAACAAUGAAAUUCCACAGCAUCUUAUGUCACAUCCACAACAUGUAUUUAUAAGCAUGACUUUCCCCAAAGGUGCUGGGAAUGGUAGUUCUGGGAGGGGUGAACUACAGUUCCCAGGAUUCUUUGUAGGGGAGCCAUGUGUUUGAAAUGUAUGAUGCGCAGCCACUGGACAAGGUCCUCCACAUAUCCACAUAACAGCCAGCCCACAGAAAUGUGGAGCCGCCGGCCGGAACACAAACAGCCAUUUAGGGCCUGCCAGCAUUGCACGCCUGAAAUCAGACCAGUGCAGCCUUUAGGCCGGCGCCAGCAACCACCGUAGCACAGCCUGACCACGCGUAGCCGCUGUGUGUGCCGAUCGCAGCUGUAGCAAGCUAAAGAAACCUUUCAUAGACGGAGCCAAUUGAGAGCACCAGUUGGGAGUGCUUAAUAAAUACACAUACCAUGUGUGGCUGUAAUGCCAACAGCCGCUAAGAGUAGGAGCAUUCAUCUUCAACUGUUUUUUGAGUUUGCGGGGUUAAAAGCCUAUGGAUGGGAAUUGGAAGCUCUUGUUCUUUUUUGUUCUCUUUUUCUUUUAUGUGUGUGUGGUUGGGGGAGUGCUAUUUUUCUUCCAGAGCUGCUUCAUUGGGAAAUUGAUCUAUGGAUAGAUUAUAGAGCAGCCUUUGCCAAUCCAGCUGGGGUGGAAGGCAGCAGGUUGGCAAAGGCUCUUCUAGAGACAUCUGAUCUGGUGUAUAGAAGUUGCAGAAUGUCUCAGAUGCCUGUCCUGGUUCUUCUUUUAGCGGACGGGAGUAGUACGUUCAAACAGCAUCGCCGGACACCCUCCUCUUCCAGCACUCUCACCUAUUCCCCUCGCGACGAGGACGAUGGCAUGGUAUGUUCUUUGGCAUGAAGGGUCACUUGCAGCUGGGAGAGGAAUGGGGUUAGUGCUGUGGGAGGUGGCUUUGCCAAGCUGCUAUCAUGGACUCUGCAGUUCCCAUAUUUAUGUUUUCAAGUCCCAGUUUCUGGUUACCUGCUUUUGUUCCCUUCACUUCAACACCACUAGAAGGUGCCCCUCUGCACAUCAGUUCUAUGCUGUGUGAAAUGGAAUGUAGGUACAUAAGCCCAACACUGUGAUCCAUUGGAUUGUGCCACCCACAGACCUCCUAACUGUGUUCAUGUCUGUCUGCUUCCAUGGACCUUGAGCAGAAGGCUUCCAUGGUAGCGAAUGUAUUUGCAGCUGUCAGGGUCCAGACCUCGCCUGUGCUGUUAUGGUUUCUUACCUGCAGUUUUCCAACAAAUACAUGUCUGCUGACUGGCUUCGGACUAUGGUCUCAGCCUAGCCUACUUCAGGGCUGCUGGAAGAAUAAAUGAGAGUAUUUGGCUUCAGCCAGACAUCAGUUGUGUAGUACAGAGCAAUAUGUUAAGUAUUCUCAUGUGUGUACACACAGAGAGUGCACACUUAGGCUUGCCUGGUCACAAUGCUGCAGUAACAGUAGAAAGCACAAGCCCCGCAAACCCCCCCCCCCCAAAUCAAGCUGUAGGCCUAGCAUCCCUCCAGAUUGGAUUGCUGAAACAUGAAGCUGCCCUUUGUCUGGAAAUGUUAAUUGGUGUGGAAAGCUGCUGUUGUCUGGGGUAUGGUGGUUUGAAUACUUUACCUUAGUGUUCCAUCAGCACUGGUUAUCUCUUCAUUUCUGGGCCAAGUUUAAGGUGUUGCUUCUUACCUUUGUGCUGACAGCUGGCUUUUCUUGUUCUGUUGUGCCCUUUUCUGCUGCUUCUACCCCAACCCCUCGUUUAUAUGGACAUUUGCUUUGCAGAUUUGUGUAGCUGUUUCCAUUUUUAUUUUGAUGUAGACAGGGUUUUAUCAUGACCUAAUCUGAUUUUGGGCAACGUAUGUCACUCUGGUUUCUGUUGAAGAAGCAUGGGGUUUGAAAGCCUUUACAUUAAACAAUAAUUCCCAUCAGUGCUCUACAUAUUGAACCACUGUAUCAUAGAGGCACUGUGGGCCGAGCAUCCCUGCUUCAAAUCUUUCAUCAGCCCAGCAAGAUCGCUUGGUAAUCAUCAGCCAAGUGCUGUGACUCUCUCAGUUUCCAUCUGCAAUAACUAUUGUGAUGGCUACUGGCUUGCUAUACUUAUUUUAAGGCACUUAUAUUCCACCCUUCAUAAUAUUUGUCCCAACGCUAUUUAUGCUGCACUUAAAAACACACACCAAACACAACAAUAUACUAUGCACUGGCUGAAUUAAAAUCAAUAAACAAGUAGCACACUUAAAUAGCCAUUAAAACCAUAGAGAGAGAAGCAGAGCUUAAAAUACAGCUUCUUUCCAAUGUUAAAAGUACAAACCAUUGAAAACAUCUUCCCCAACAGCCUAAAAGUUAACAUGGUGUAUCUUAGGUGGGUCCCCAUGAGUAAGUGAGUUCCAUAAUCAGGGUGCCCUGUAUGAGAAAGCCCACCCUUUGUGGCCACCCACUUGACCUCUGAGAAGGCUCUCAUGGAAAGAUCUUGAGGUUUGGGCAGGGUUAGUAUGGGAAGAGGUAGCCCUUUUAUGCUACCUGGUAGUAUGAAUUUCAUUGUAUAAAUCUGUUUCAUUUUGUUUAAAUUACAGUGUAUUCCACAUCCAUCAAUCAGGGUGGUUUUAUGAUCAAAUAUUAACAUAUUUAAUAACAACUAAUAAAAAUAAACUAAUAGCAAUUUUCUUAAAGCAGCAUAAAAGUAAUAGAUGGAUCAACAAAAGCUAAAUGCCCAGGAAAAUGACAACGUCUUGGCUGCAUGAUGUAAAGAAACUGGAGAAGGUGUCUGGGGAGAGUGUUACAAAGCCAAGGCAUCACCCCUGAAAAGGCCCUUUCUCUUGGAGCCACCCACCAUACUUCAGAUCAGCCUUCCCUGGCCAGCCGCCCUCCAGAUGUUUUAGAUUUUAACUCCCAUCAGCCCCAGCCAGCAUGACCAGUGGUCAGGAAUGAUGGAAGCAGUACCCAAAACAUCUGGGGGUGCCAGGCUGGGAAAGGCUUCAGACAGCAGGCGAACCCAGAGACUGGCCUCUGGAGAUGGUCUCCUAAAUACAGGCAGGCACAUAAUCGGAGACAGACGGGGGUUUUUUGCUUUUUUAUGUGAUGGUGACUUAUACGUAUGCCUGUAAAUAAAAAUAAAGUAAUGGAAAAAAUUGUAUUAUUGUAAUAACCUGCAGCUUUAUAAGAGUAUAUAUUUAAAGUAGAUGAAUAAGUGAGCAAAUUAAGUUAAUUUGGAUAUGCAGAAGAUAUUAAAAAAUAAAUUUAAGGAACUGCAGAAAGAGGGGGAAAGAAGUCAGGUUUUGAAAUGUUAAAAUGAUUGUAAAAUUAGUGAAAUGUAUAAACCUGAAAAGCAUAAACAUUUUUUUAAAAAGAGUAAUGACUGGUUCCAGUUAGCAGAGUUCAGGCAUUUUUCUGAACUGCAUAUUCCCAAGCUUCAGUAGAAUAACCUGAAGGUUACCAGAGCAUUACUGCUAAGUAAUAAUAUUUGUUGAUGAAACAGUCAUAAGAGCUGUGCCCUGACUUGUGAUAUCCGUCUUACUCAUGGUCUGGAUUUCCUUUUGAGGCUUGUAUAAUACAACCUGCUGGUUGCUUAGUCUGAGAAGUAUUGGGGAAGAUUUCUAACUUGGUGACAGAAUGUCUGCUUGCAUGCAGAAGGUCCCAGGUUCAAUUUCCAUCAUUUCUAGGUAGGGCUGGGAAUUUCCCCCCUGCCUGAAACUCUGGAGAACUGCUGCCAGUCUGUGUAAACAACACUAGGUCAGCAAGACCACAAUGGUUUGAUUUCUGGGGAAGACCCAUGGCUCAGUGGUAGAACACCUGCUUUGCAUGCAGAAGGUGGUAGGAUCAAUCCCCGAUGGCAUCUCUAGAUAGGGCUGGGAAAGACUGCCAGUCAGUUUAGGCAACACUGACUAGAUGGACCAGUUGAUUCAACUCGCUAUAAAGCAGCUUCCUGUGUUUAUUCUAUUUGGAUUUUCUGUAGUCACACUUGGCUCCUUGGCUUUUAACCAUUGCCAUUUAACUGCCAAAUCAGUUCAAAUGACAGUGUCUUCUGAAACCCCCAAAGCAACCCACCCAGCCCCCCUACUCAAGAGAUCCUCUCUGGUGCUGCUUUGAGGAAUGCUGUGUUAGAAAUCUGAGGGGCGUGUGGUUCCACUGGCAGAACAUCCCUUCCUGAGCCAGUCCCAGAAAACUUGCAGCCAGAACGAGGCUGGCGAUUGGUGGGCUUUCUGCCCAGCUGGCUCUCCCGCCAAACAGGAAAGCCACAAAGCAGAACCCGGACUGAAUUGAAUAGGAGGAAGUCUCCAACCAUCUACGCAAAGAAAUUUGGCAGAAGUGAAAGAGGCAGCCUAACAACAAGUGCUCUUAGGAACAGCAGCACCCAUGAGAGAAGCAUGUUACCCUUUGGGUAAAGGAUCCUAGCCGGGAACUGGCGCUUCUGGAAGGAAGCCCAGCCAAGCACCCAGAAGUUCCAUGCCAGGAAGGUGAGCCGAUAUGCAGAAACAUCAAAUAUUGAAACAGAAGUAGGCACUUUCCAGGAGCUGUUUCACACUUGUCUGAGGUUUGUCUAGCUUGAGUUUGCAGUUUAACAUUUCUUUUGAAAGAAGCAGGUUUUCUGCAAGUCAUUUAGCUUGCAUAAAAUGAAAAUGAGAUGAUUUACAGAGGGCAGGCGUGUGUAUAUGUAUUUUCAGGUGAGGUAUUAAAAGAAACAGCUCUGCAGACUAAAUAAAAUCUGUUCUGUCUCCUCCUGCCUUUGUCGCAUUGCUGAGGCCCAAAUUCACCCAGAUAUCACUAAAUUUUAAGUAGCUGCAGGGUUUUUAUUGUUGCUCCUAAAAUCUGAACAACUUGUAGUUGUUACAAAAAUGGUGCUGUAGGGUUCCUUCUGUUCGCUUAGAGCAUUAGUUGGCAUUCUGCAGACCAUCUUUUACUACCAGAAUCAGAGGAACCACCCAUUGAAAUGGAAGCUCAGUUUCAGUUCAGCACAAGAUAUGUGGAUUUUGCAGAAAAGCCACAAAAAUUCAGCUUCCUGCAAAUCUCGGUAUUGGAGUAGAGAUGAGACCUUUGAAAAAGGCAGUUGCUGAGCCCUUUAUGAUUGCUUGAAAAUCUUCUGCAAUACCUGGUGAAAUCUGAGGAGGCAGAAAAUAUUUGCAGUGUCUAGAAGAUGCUGACCCUCCCUGUGAACGAUGGAAGCAGAAUAAAUUUGCUGCAUAGUAAAAAAUGCAGAAUAGAAUGCAAAAACAAGAGAGAUGCAGGCUUGCUUAAUUUCCAUAACUUAGAAAGGUUGCAGAAUCCAGCUUUGAUUGGCAUAGAAUGUUGAUAUGAAUUUAGUCCAAAGAACACACAGCCCACACUUACGUGUGUAAGCAAGAGUUUUCUGGGAUCUCCCACAGUGCCCAAACCCCAGACCAACUGCUAAGCAUGGCAGAGCCCUGCUCUGUGUUUUGUCACAUGUGACUCUAAAUUGCUGUCCUUUUUUCUCUCUCUCUCUGCAGCCACCAAUCAGCACUCCACGCCGGUCUGACUCUGCCAUCUCCAUCCGCUCGUUGCAUUCAGAGUCCAACAUGUCCCUGCGCUCAACUUUCUCUCUCCAUGAGGAAGAGGAAGAGCCAGUAGGUAUUUGGGGGUUGUUGGCGGUGGUGGUGGUGAGAGUUUUCCAUAAAAAGAUGCAGAGGAAAGAGCCCAAGGGCUUUUAUAAACUGCCAAACAGAGGAAAGGCGUGUAAUGUGGCAGCCAUGACCCAAGUAAUUGGUGGCCAAGGAAGAUAAAUAGCAAUGCUGUGUAAAUUUAUCAGGUGAUUGGUAACUGAAACAAGGUUGGUUAGCCUGCUUCCAGCUCAACCUACGAAAUGCAAAUCUCUACCACAGCCUUGCUGCAGGAAGAAUUUUCCUAAGAUCCAGACUUUGGACCUGUAUAGAGUUCAGAACUGUGACCAUGCUGUAAAAAUUAUUCACACACAAAAAUGCACAAACCAGAUCCGGGACCUUUGUAGUAUCUUAAUUGCAUUUUAACCCAUUUAUCUCUUGUUGGCUGUAGUCACAAGCAGCAAAAGGUUUGUUUAGAUGUGCAAAUGUAAACCUUUAGUCCUAUUUUCAGGUUGAUUUAAACUAGUGGUUCCCAAAGGGGGUGAUACCACCCCCUUGGGGGUGGGAGUGCUAAUGGGAUUAACUAGGGGGCACUAAGGGCUGCAGGGAGCGGUGCUAGAGGUAUAAAUGCUGGUAUUGGAAAGCUGGUAUUACUGGAGCAAGUUAAUUUUGUUGAAUUAUAUAAGCUAAAUAGUCCUGAUGGGAUUUUGAAUAAAUGUGCAAUUAAUUGUUACAGUUUUGAAUUUUAUUGUGUUUCUGUCUUUAGUGGGCUGUGCAAACCGCUGUUCUGAAAAAUACUUUUAAUAGGGUAGAGUGGGGGGCACUGUGGAUGGGUUUAUGCAAUCAAGGGGCUCGUGGCCUGAAAAGGUUUGGGAAGCACUGAUUUAAACCCUUUGCAAAGCCUGAGCUUGGACUUAGUUUUCUGCUUGCCAAUUGUUCUUGGCUCUUGCACUCUGCAACCUCACCACUUGUACUACGGAAGGUUGCUGAAUCUGAACAAAAAGGGUGAAAGCUUCCCUUGUUUACCUUUGUUUUCUGGUUGUUCUCCCUGCUCAGGAGCCGCUGGUGUUUGCUGAGCAGCCCUCAGUGAAGCUCUGCUGCCAGCUGUGUUGCAGUGUGUUUAAAGAUCCAGUAAUCACGACCUGUGGGGUAAGGACAGGAACCAGGCUGCAGUUUCAGCUGCACAGAAGAAGAAUACAUUUUUUUAAAACGCUACAAAUGCUAGGAAUCCUUUUCUUCCUCCCCCCACCCCCGACCGAUAAAUAAUGACUUCUCUUAAGAGAACAGAUUUAUAGCGAUGGAAAGGAAGAGGAAAAUUGUCAUCUUUUUCAGCCUGGAAUGUUAUUGUCUCACGAGUGAUGAAAAUAAUUUUUAAAACACUAGCAUGUUGUAGCUUUGUUGCUUUACACAUAUUUCAUGUUGUACAAUUAUGUUGAGUUUUUGCAUAUUUAGUCUCGCCAGCUUUUUUCUUUCCAAUUUAUUUGUUUAUAAAAAAAUAUUUGUAUACUGCUGCAGCAUUAAAAAAUAUCAAAGUGGUUUGCACAAUGAAAAUAGAAAAAACCAUAAUAUAAAACCAUUUUAAAAGUUAAGAACUGGCAUUAGCCGUUGUGGAAGGAUAUAUUCUUAAUUGCCUGCAUAGCCUUUGCAGAAUAGAAAAGGUUUCAGCUGGCACAGAAGGUGCCUUCUGGAUCUCUAUUGGUGGAAAGUUCCACAGGACUGGGCCACUAAAUGACACUAUUAAGGCUCAGUUGCUUGGUUGAACCUUUUUAAAACAACAACAACCCUGUGUUGUGUUACAGGCAGAUAGCAAGUAUAUAGCUUUUUUAAAAGAAAGAAAAAGAAAGAAAGGUGGCAAUUGAGGGAUUGGGGAUCAAGUGUCUGUCAGCAGAACCUCAUUACCUCAAGGAAGAUGACUCAACCAUUAUCAGCCUUUCUAGCUUCGUGGAAUAUCCAUAUUUUGAAAAUCCUGCCUGCAAUCCUGGAGAGCCAUUGCCAGUAUGUAUAGACAAUUCUGGGCUAGGCGGACCCAAAGGUGUGACUCAGAUCUUAAGGACUGUGCUCCUAGGACUAGAUGGAGAUUUUGCCUGAUCUGGAAAAGUGAUUCUUAAUGGUCAUGCACUCUCUUUCUUCACAGCACACAUUUUGCAGAAGAUGUGCCUUAACCUCUGGUAAGUGCUCAAAGACAUUAUUUUGCAAUUAUUUCGCAGCUGUCUUUUCAGCGGGGGUGGGGCGGAUGUGUGUUUCUUCCUCUUUUGCUUUCUUCUGAGAAAUGCAACUUGUGCUUGUAUGUCUGCAGCUCUCUUCACCCCUCUGAAAAUUCUCUGCCUCCCCUAAAACACAAAUGGUCUGGUCCUGCUUUGCUGAUAGAUUGUCCUGUUAGCUCUCAUUGAAAAGUAGCUUCUUGAUUUCAUCAGAGCCCCUGUGCUGGUGCUGGGCCACUAGGCUCCAGUCAGUCUUAUGUUUUUUUUUUAAAAAAAAAGAGUUUAUGGUAGAAGAAAACCCCUGUCAAAGAUGCAUAACCAACCAUUAUUUGCUGAUGCUCUAUUGAUGUUGUUAAUUAUAUUUUAAUGAAUAUUUAUGGGUUGAUUUUAUUGUAUUUUGUUUGUUACUUGAUAUCCUUAAUGAAAGUGUUGGUUAUAAAGAUUUCAGUAAAUAAGCAAAAUCAACCAGCUCUUAUACAGUCAAACCUCGGAACUCGAACGUAAUCCGUUCCGGAAGACCGUUCCGAGGCGUGGCUUCCGAUUGGUUGCAAGGGCUUCUUGCACUCAAGCGGAAGCCACGUCGGACAUUUGAGUUCUGAGGAACAUUUGAAAACUGGAACACUUGCUUCCAGAUUUUUUGGCAUUCAGGAACUGAAACGUUCAGCAAUGGAGCCGUUCGAAUUCCGAGGUUUGACUGCAUACUGAAAAAUUGCAAGGCACAAGCAAUCUGCCUGUGUGGUUGCAGUUCUGCAUCACCUCUACUCUCUCUUGCCAUCUGAGAGCUUUGUAGUGGCUGUUUGUGAAUCUACUUAAAGAACACAGACCACUGGUCUCUGCGACCGCUUGUGAUUUGUUUUUUGUUUUUUUUAAAUGAGCUGCAGAAAUCCCCAAUGCAGAACCGAGAGCAAACAGCUCUGCCUCCCUCCCUCUGAACAACUCAAAAUCCAGCAAGUAAUCAGGGGUGCUCUGAACAACACUGAAAUGUGUAAAAAUAAUCCCAAGUAGCCACUGAAAGGAGAUGAACUCUGCUGCCAUUGUUAUAAUAAUUAUUAUUGUCAUCGCAUUCUCCAUUACCAAAAUGCCCAUCUUCAUGGUGGUUGUGCGUGCGCCCUACUGCUGCAGAGCUGGGCAAGUUUCUCCUGCUUAGCAACCAUUUUCCCAUGUGCAGUGUUGUACCCUUCCUCAAUAGGAGCAAAUGGCAAUCACUCACCCUUGUUUUAAGAUGGUUUUGUUUAGCCCCAUCAGUGAACAUGGCACUUGUUGCAGAUUAGGGAAAAAGCAGGUCCCUACCCCUAGGAGCUUACAGCCCCAGUUUUGACAGAAGAGGAAAGGGAGAGACCAGAGUCAUGUGAUAGAUAUGCACAGAUGCAACUGCACAGGCUCAGGGUUUGCUUUGCUUAAUGCUUGACCUAUGUCAGUUGUAUUAAUUAAGCAUAUAUUCAUAACUACUUCUUGUCCAAUAAUGUGACAUCUGGUGAAUGCCAGCUUGCUUGUGCAAUGGGGUUUCAUGUUCUCCAUCCUGUCCCGCCCCCCAAGAAAGGUUGGUGACACCCAGUGUGGUGUCUGAACUGACUGAUCCUUACAUGACGUUGUUGGGGCGUCUGUGUGUUUUCCUGCAGAGAAGUGCCCGGUGGACAACGCCAAACUGACUGUGGUGGUCAACAACAUUGCUGUUGCUGAGCAAAUUGGGGAGCUCUUCAUUCACUGCAAGUACGGCUGCCGGCCCGCUGCAAGUGGCAAGCCUCCUGCCUUCGAGGUGGACCCUCACGGGUGCCCCUUCACCAUUAAACUGAGUGCCAGAAAGUAAGUCCAUGUGGAAAUGUUUUCCCAAGGAAAACCUCUGCUUUAUAACUUGUUCCCCAUAUGUUAAGGGGGGUUGUAGGGGUUAUGCCUUCAUGUUUAUGGUGGGCGACCAUCUGAACACCAUCAGUUCUUCUACUGUGAAGUGGGUAUUUCGUGGUGUCUACACCACAGCUUCUUAGAUCUCCAGCUGUAAACCUGACCCCGAAAGGCUGGGGAAGGCUGCUUCAUAGCCUGUUAUACUAGAGCAGGGGUAGCCAAUGCAGUGCCCUGGAGAAGUUGUAUGACAACUCCCAUCAUCCCUGACUAUUAGCUAUGGUGGUUGAAACUGGUGGGAGUUGUGGUCCAAAACAUCUGCAGGACGUUGCAUCCUUUGCCGCUGAACUAGAGGAUGAACAGUGUCAUGUGAGAGCUUGAAAGGGCCCAUUACCUUGCUGCACUGCUAGGGGGUGCUGUUUUGCAGGCAUCUCAGUUGGUAAGGAACAGAGCAACCUUCGUCAACCUGGUGCCUUCCAGAUGUUUUGGAUUCGGAAUGGCCAUAGCUCAGUGGUAGAGUGUCUGCCUUGCAAGCAGAAGGUCCCAAGUUCAAUCCCCGGCAUCUCCAGGUAGGGUUGGGGGAGCCUACUGCCUGAAAUCCUGGAGAGCUGCUGCCAGUCAGUGUAGACAAUACUGAGCUAGAUGAACCCAAUGUUUUGACUCUGUAUAAAGCAGCUUCCUAUUACAACUCCCAUCAGCCCCAGCAUUAUUUUGCUGCACUGUCUGGGACAGCUAAGACAGAGUCAGCUUUUGGGGGGUUAGGCUUGUUGUUGUUGUUUAGUCGUUUAGUCGUGUCCGACUCUUCGUGACCCCAUGGACCAGAGCACGCCAGGCACUUCUGUCCUCCACUGCCUCCCUCAGUUUGGCCAAAUUCAUGCUGGUAGCUUCAAGAAUACCAUCCAACCAUCUCAUUCUCUGUCGUCCCCUUCUCCUUGUGCCCUCCAUCUUUCCCAACAUCAGGGUCUUUUCCAGGGAGUCUUCUCUUCUCAUGAGGUGGCCAAAGUAUUGGAGCCUCAGCUUCACGAUCUGUCCUUCCAGUGAGCACUCAGGGCUGAUUUCCUUAAGAAUGGAUACGUUUGAUCUUCUUACAGUCCAUGGGACUCUCAAGAGUCUCCUCCAGCACCAUAAUUCAAAAGCAUCAAUUCUUCGGCGAUCAGCCUUCUUUAUGGUCCAGCUCUCACUUCCAUACAUCACUACUGGGAAAACCAUGGCUUUUACUAUACGGACCUUUGUUGGCAAGGUGAUGUCUCUGCUUUUUUAAGAUGUUGUCUAGGUUUGCCAUCGCCUUUCUCCCAAGGAGCAGGCGACUUUUAAUUUCGUGACUGCUGUCACCAUCUGCAGUGAUCAUGGAGCCCAAGAAAGUAAAAUCUCUCACUGCCUCCAUUUCUUCCCCUUCUAUUUGCCAGGAGGUGAUGGGCCCAGUGGCCAUGAUCUUAGUUUUUUUGAUGUUGAGCUUCAGACCAUAUUUUGCGCUCUCCUCUUUCACCCUCAUUAAAAGGUUCUUUAAUUCCUCUUCACUUUCUGCCAUCAAGGUUGUGUCAUCUGCAUAUAGGCUUAGUUUAUCCAUAUUCUCUCUUUCAGAUAAACGAAAAGUUACUAAAUUUCAGAACCUUCCCUGGUCUUUCCAAAUGACAAGAUCCACACACACACACACACCCUGCCAUGUUCUAGCCUAUCUUAAAAAAGUGCUACAUGAGGAAGUUGCCACUGGUGCAGUGGCUGGAACGUGUCCCAUAUUCCAGCCCCCUUUCACUCAUGAGAGUAGCUCAGGGACAGAUGAUUGUUUUCCUCCUGCUUGUUUGCUAAUAAUGCGCCAUCUUCUUCAUCCAGGGACCAUGAAAGCAGCUGUGAUUACAGGCCGGUUCGCUGCCCCAACAACCCCAGCUGCCCGCCACUUCUCAAGAUGAACCUGGAAGCGCACCUCAAGGAGUGUGAGCACAUCAAGUGCCCCCAUUCCAAAUAUGGGUAAGCAGAGGGGCAGAAUCCUGAAGAUUUAAGCAGGGACCUGCUUGGAACACCUUUUAUUCUCUUCUUGUUGUUGUUGUGAUGAUCUUUUGGGUAAGUGGGAAGGUUGUUUUGUUAAGUAUGCUAUUUGGACGAUCACUUUCCAAGUUUCGAUUUUGAUUCUUACAAAAUGUAAUUAUAUAAGCCACUUUGGGGCUGUUCCUUUGUAAAAUGACUCAUGAAUGACGACAACAACAACAACAACAACAACAAUGCUAAUGCCAAAGAUCAAUCCUCAAGCUCUUCCCCAUAAUGCUCAGCUCCAUCCUUCCCCAGCCUGGUGCCCUGCAGAUGUUUUGGCCCACAACUUUCAUCGGUCCCAUCCGGGAUGCAAUCCAAAACAUCUAGAGGACCACUAGGGUGGUGAAGGCCACUAUAACUACUCCUUUCCUUUAGGUCAGAGGUCAGGAACCUUGGGCCUAGCAACUGAAUGCAACCCUGGGGGCCUUUCUCUAGCUGGUAAAUGGUACUCCCCCAGGCAGUACCCAUCAAUGCUCUCUCUACACCCUCCUCAAGUGCCUUUGCCUGCCAGGAAUGUGUCUUUGAAUUGUGUUAAUGCCUCUUGCUUGUCUGGAUGGAGAGGUGUGUGUGAGUCAUUGAAGAAACCUCUGACUUUUGCAUGGUUGGAAUGGAGCCUACAUGUAAAGGUAAUAAGUAGCCCAUACACUUUUGUUCUGCUCACUUGUUGCCUCUGGCUCUGCUCACCACCAGCAUGUGACCUGCCACCUCCCAAUGGUUGCUUUCGGCAGGGGAAAUGCAGCCCUCAGGCUGAAAGAAGUCCCUCCAUCCCUGCUGUAGGUGUACAUUCAUAGGAAACCAAGACACAUACGAGACCCACUUGGAAAUGUGCAAGUUUGAGGGCCUGAAGGAGUUCCUCCAGCAGACAGACGAUCGCUUCCACGAGAUGCAGGUGGCCAUGGCACAGAAGGAUCAGGAGAUUGCUUUUCUACGCUCCAUGCUGGGCAAGCUCUCGGAGAAGAUCGACCAGCUGGAGAAGAACCUGGAGCUGAAGUUUGGUAGGUACCUUGUCUGAUGUGGUGGAGGGAGUUGAGAGAAGCUUUGGGAGGGCAUGAGCCAAAUCUUCAAAUGACCAAGAUUGCCACUAGGCAGCCCUGAAGAUCAGGACUCUCUUUUUAAGAGGAUUGUCACCUCAAAAAGGUGUUUGGGACUUUUCACUUUAGAGAAAAGACAAGUAAGACAUGACAGAAGUUUGUAAAAUUACACACGGCAUGGAGAAAGUGGAUAGAGGAAAGUUUUUCAUUCUCAUAACACUAGAAUUUGUUGGCAUCCAAUGAACCCAAAUGUUGGAUGCUUCAGGAUAGAAAAAGAAAAGUUCUUCACACAGCACAUAGUUAAAACUAUGGAACUCACUCCUAUUGGAGGCAGUGGUGGCUUUAAAAGAGGAUUAUGUAAAUUCAUGGAGGAGAAGACUACCAAUGGCUACUAGCCACAAUGGCUGUGAUCUGGCUCCAUGACCAGAGGCAUUAUGCUUCUGAAUGCUAGUUGCUGGAAGCUGUAGGAGGGAUGAGUGCUCUUGCGCUCAGGUCCUGCUUGAGGGCUUCCUUUAGGCACCUGGUGCAGUAUAAUAUUUAUGACCAGUAAGACUUAAAAGGACUGGGAUUGGGGUGGCCUGCAUGGGGUGGCCUGUACAGUUGGAAACAUCAAGCAAAAUUUUAAUACAUGUGUGUGUGCGCGCACCCACACACCUACACCUGAAUUUGCUUUUAGAAAUUACAAGCUCUUUUCUCCCAAUUUUGUCACUCUUUAGAUGUCCUGGAUGAGAACCAGAGCAAGCUGAGUGAGGAUCUGAUGGAGUUCCGGAGAGACGCUUCCAUGCUGAACGUGAGCAUUGCUGCUUGUAAUGCAGAGUCUCCAAGCUCAGAGAGCCCCUUGGGCAUAGAGGCAGAGCAACCCCAUGCAGUUCUGCCUCCCGCCUGGGUCUGAAGAGGGAGGUGGGGAGCUCUAUGGGCUUGCCUCUGCCCCCCUGGGGCUCUCAGAGUGGCUGUUGAAGGCAAAGCAAAGUGACAUCCCUCCAGCUGAUGCAGCUUGUGUCUGCAUUUUGGGCGAUCUGAGCUUUGAGCACCUGUGGUGCACUGAGACAAAACAAGAUGCUCUUCCCUUCCCUUCAGGUUGAUUGUUAGUUGCGCGGGUUUAUUUUCUGGCUCCCUCCCAACUCCAACAACGCCCUCCCCUGCUCUGUUUGAGACAUAGGAUGAAGUUUGGAAGAAGCCUGUACCCAUUGGGGGAAUGGGAGUCCUAGCAAUGACAAAUUUUUGAUGGUCCGUAAGGCCAGCUAAAGUUUGUCAACCUCAAAUGUAUCAUCUUGCUAUCUUACCAUUGGAUGGCCUCACCACUUGAGAGUGAUGGCGUCCCAUACAUUUCCGCUCUCGUGAUUAUGGCUGCUCUGGCCCUAACCUGCCUUAACUUGCUGUUUUAGGAUGAGCUGUCCCACAUCAAUGCCCGACUGAACAUGGGAAUCUUGGGCUGUGAGUACCCUGGUCUUUCUUUCCCCAAGCACUGGCAGAAUUUCUUUGUUUCUGGAUUUUGAGGUUUUUCGCUGGUUGGUUGGUUUGUUGGUUUGCUUGCUUGAUUCCAAACUGUGCAGAUGCCCUGAGAAUAACCUCCCAUUGAAUGAGGGCAAGGGUAGGUUGCAAAUGCAAGGACAUAUUAGUAGGUUUAAUUGGACCAUCUUAAAUCGAAGUAAGAUUAUGCCAGGCUUCCAAUUUUACAAAAGUUUUCUAGGGAGGCCUGGAAAUGGACCAAAACCUCAGGCUUAUGGUGGAGCAGUUUGAACAAACACUGGUUGUCCAUAUGCAACCAUACUCUAGCUUUAAAGAACACCAAAGGAAACACAAUAUUUGGUUUCCACUGAAGCAAUAGUUGUAUGUUGAUAGUGCAACACUCAUUGUUCUAAGAGGGCUGCUGGGCGGGAUAGACCCACCAUGGUCUGAUCCUGCAGCCCUGUUCUUAUGUAGGAAUAGCUUCUCAGCACCCUCCCCAAAAAGCACUUCAGGGGGUUCUGCCUAUAGAAAGCAGUGGCAGUGUAACUAGCUUCAGGUGUGUAAGUCAGUGCCUCCUAAGAGGACAUUGAUCCUUGGCAGGGGUCUUGCUCUCAUGCUGCUGGUAUUGCCUUCUUCUUCCUCUCCCCCUACAGCAUACGACCCCCAGCAGAUCUUCAAGUGCAAAGGCACUUUUGUUGGUCACCAGGGCCCUGUUUGGUGCCUGUGCGUCUAUUCCAUAGGGGACUUGCUCUUCAGCGGCUCUUCAGACAAGACGAUUAAGGUAAGAGCUGCUUGUUUCUGAGCCUGCACUGAAGCCACAAGGAACCUCCAGUCUGCAAGGUUGAGGCAGUCUCAGUGGGGGGUUUUUCAAAAAAAAAAAAAAGUUUGCAUGUUGCUAUUCCUCAGGCGGUCAUUUGCAGCAAGCUGUAGAAUUAAGGAACUGAGCACCUCCUUUAUUUAUGAGGAGCAGGCAAAAGACUGAAAAUUGAAAUAACCUUUAACAUUACAGUGGUACCUCAGUUUAAGAACAGCCCUGUUUACGAACUAUUCGGUUUACGAACUCCACAAAACCGGAAGUAAUGUCCGGUUUGCAAACUUUACCUCGGUCUAAGAACGGAAUCUGAACGGUGGAAGGGCACCGGCAGCUGGAGGCCUCAUUAGGGAAAGCAUGCCUCGGUUUAAGAACGGUUUCAGUUUAAGAAUGGACUUCCAGAACAGAUUAAGUUCAUAAACCGAGGUACCUCUGUAUAGUAAACAGAUGAAAAUUAUUAUGCAUUCUGAAAAUUAUUACUCCUCCUCCAGUCCUCCACAGUGCCAAGCAGACAUAAAACACUUGUUUCCAUUAAAAGAGCUGAGAAAAAGAGGGGUUGGGGUGGGGAACUAAUAUUCAGUGAAUACUACAUGACUUUAAUCAGCCUCAUUUUCUCAGUUUCCGCUUCAUAAUUGUCAUAAACUACUAAAAAUGGAAAGUUUGCCUGAAUUUGAAACAAGCUUCCAAGUGUGGAGUCCUGGCUCUUUGGAGGGGAAAGGAUACUGCGCUAGUCAGCCAUGUCAUUUUAUCAGGGUACACCAGGGGUCAGUAAACAUUUUCAGCAGGGGGCCGGUCCACUGCCCCUCAGACCUUGUGGGGGACUGGACUAUAUUUUUUUUUGGGGGGGGGAACAAAUUCCUGUGCCCCACAAAUAACCCAGAGAUGCAUUUUAAAUAAAAGGACAUGGGACAUGUUCUACUCGUGUGAAAACACGCUGAUUCCCGGACCAUCUGUGGGCCAGAUUUAGAAGGUGAUUGGGCAGAAUCCGGCCCCCGGGCCUUAGUUUGCCUACCCAUGGGGUACACGUUUAGAUCCAAGCAAGGACUUGGAAGGGAGGGUUGAGCACUUCUCAGAGCAGCUAUGUGCUAUAAUCCUCUCCUUCUGGAAUUACUUCUCAGUGGAAGUGCACUUGCAAAGCCUUCUGAGUAUGAACCAAGGAAGGGCAUGACAACAAAACCACCCAUUUCUUCUGCCCUGCCCUUGGGCUCCCUGCUCCCUGCCAAAUAUCUGUCACAGUGAGAACUGCUAGGGAUUGCAUUUCUCUGUUUCUGGCUCCCUAGGAAAACCUGCCUAUUCACUGACUUUCCUGGACUGGCUUAUCUUGGCCUGAAAGUCGGGAAAGCAGGUGCUCAAUAACAGGCAACCUGCUUCCUGCCUUCCCAGCUGUGGCAUAUCGGCUGACUUCCUGCCCUGGUUCCUGGUUGCUCUGGAGCCCAGUCACAUGACUCCCCCCCUUCUGUUUCCUGUUAGGUGUGGGAUACCUGUACCACAUACAAGUGCCAAAAAACCUUGGAAGGCCACGAUGGGAUAGUCCUGGCUCUCUGCAUCCAGGGGUGAGUCAGAGCGGCCACUCUUUCUUUUCUGCGGCUGCUUGUGUGCUGAAUCCAAAUAGGAGUCGUUCUCAAACCCAAUAUUUUCCUGAUUGCAAAGAGGUUUUACAAGUGCUCUCGUAACAUGGUAUUUGCUGCUGCUCCCGUUAUUCAGUUGGGUGAACUGAGCUUCUAGUGGUAACUCUGGAAAUUUCCUUCAGGCAAAUCCAUCUCCCUUUAUUCAGGGCUGUGUAGAUUAAAAUUCUCCAAGAAAGAUUGAAUUCUGUAUGAAUUGUGCCAAUAGAGCAGCAUUGCACAUUUUUUGUUACUUUCCAUAAUUCUGGUUUUGCUAUUGGGGGGGGGGCGGGUGUUCAUAAGCUAUGCAGGGCAGCUCCAACCCCUGAUCUCUGGAAAUCCUCAUCAUCCCCUCUCUAACUUCUGAGGCUUCAACAGCCACUUUCCUGCAUCUUUUCACAGCCAUGAGUGCUAGAAAGGUGCAUAUUUUUUAUUAUGAAAGUUAAGCUUCUCUGGAAGAUAAAAUUUCCAGCUGAUCAUUUGCAUUGGGCAUUUUAUUCUGUACUCGAGGGGAAUCCCAUGCCUCUUAGCAUAGGCUUGCCAAUACAGUGGUGCCCCGCAAGACGAAUGCCUCGCAAGACGGAAAAACCGCUAGACGAAAGGGUUUUCCGUUUUGAAGUUGCUUCGCAGGACGAAUUCCCCUAUGGGCUUGCUUCGCAAGACGAAAAUACCUUGCGAGUCUUGAGAUUUUUUUUUCGCUUUCCCCCCCCUUUAUCUAAUCUGCUAAGCCUUUAAUAGCCUUUAAUAGCCUUUUAGCAGCUAAUCCCCUAAGCCUUUAAGACUUUAAUAGCCGCUAAACCGCUAAUAGCGCUAAUAGCGCUAAUCCGUCAAUGGGCUUGCUUCGCAAGACGAAAAAACCGCUAGACGAAGACUCUCGCGGAACGGAUUAAUUUCGUCUUGCGAGGCACCACUGUAACAUCAUUAAAGUUAGUAGUCCACAAGAUUUUACAGAGUUACCUACCCACACUUGCUUUUAUCAAUCACAUCACUAGCAGCUUGAAGAUAACAAACACCUCUCUGUCUCUCUUGAGCAAACCUCCCCUGCCUGAUUGCUUGGAAGUGGUUGUUGCUCACCACGAGCACCCAGGCCAAACCAGCUGUGCUUUCUCUUCUUCGGACAGUUGUCUUAGUGCUCCCUAAAGGUCUUUGUUUCUCUUUUGCCCAGGAAUAAGCUGUACAGUGGCUCUGCUGACUGCACCAUCAUUGUAAGUAUCCAAGUCUGGGAAGGGCCUGGCUCUUGCUUUAUUGAGGGUUGGGAGGGAGUCUGUGGAAAAAGCUCUUCCUCUCAGUGCUGUGGAGGGCAUGGCCAGGAACAAUUUUACAUGCCCUGCCUUUUUGUAAUCUUUGCAGGUCUGGGAUAUUCAAACCUUGCAGAAAGUUAACACUAUCCGGGCCCAUGACAACCCUGUCUGCACGCUGGUCUCAUCACACAACAUGCUUUUCAGUGGCUCCCUAAAAGCCAUCAAGGUAUAAUUUAGGAUUGGGUCCUCCAGCCAAAGAAGACCCCCAGACCAUCCCUCCUUCUUUUCCCCCUCCUGGCUUCCAGGCCACCUUUCCUUAACCCUCAUCCUCCACUUCUCAAUUCUGACUUUUUAUAAAAAAACUCUCUUCACUGUUGCUGAUUCCUCCUCCAGUUACCCCAUUCCCUCAUCUAGCAGGCUGUACUAAUUUCCCUCGCCCCAUUCAACUUUACCACUCACAAAACCUGUGGUUGAGCAACAGAGAGAUUCCCACUUCUUAUAUAUUAUAAUACAUUUAUAGUCAUACCUUGGAUCUCAAACGGCUUAGUUGCCAAACAUUUCGGCUCCCGGAUGAUUGAAAACCAGAAGUGAGUAUUCCAGUUUUCAAACUUCUUUUGGAACCCUAAUGUCCGACAAGGCUUCCACAGCUUCCAAUUGGCUGUAGGAGCUUCCUGCAGCCAAUCAGAAGCCGCGCUUUGGUUUCCGAACGUUUUGGAAGUCGGAAGGACUUCCGGAAUGGAUUCCAUUCAACUUCCAAGGUACCACUGUGUAUCCCACACUUCUGCUAAGGAGCUAAGAGAGAUGUACAUGGUUCUCUCCCACCACCCUUUAUCCCCACAGAAACCCUGUGAAGUAGGUUAGAUUGAGAGAUGGUGACCCAAGGCCAUUCUGUGAACUCUCAGUCCCUCUCUUCUAGCUUUCUCUCUCUCUCACACACAAGAGAGAGCGCUAUUUGCAGUGUAACUAGAGCUAUUUGCAGUGUGGUUGGCUUGUGAGAUGCUAUGCCGUAGCCUGUCCAUAGACUGAUCUAUGGAGAUGUGGUGGGAGGGUGGGCAGACGAGCAGAGACUAAAAACCAACCUUCUGCUCAAAGGUACGAUUCUGCCUGUCCUUCUGGUCUCCAGGUCUGGGACAUCGUGGGCACUGAGCUGAAGCUGAAGAAGGAGCUGACGGGCCUUAACCACUGGGUCCGUGCACUGGUGGCAUCCCAGAAUCACCUCUACAGUGGCUCCUACCAAACGAUCAAGGUAUGUGCACUCCCAGAUUCCACACCCACCCAUCCCAUCCGCCCCAAUAUGCGCAUAAUUGUCUGCUGCCGUUUUUCUUUUCAACCCAGGCCCAUCAAUCUUCCCUCCCAUCUUUUUCUGCCCUAGAUCUGGGACAUUCGGAACUUGGAGUGUGUACAUGUCCUGCAGACGUCGGGUGGGAGCGUCUACUCUAUCGCUGUCACCAACCACCACAUUGUCUGCGGCACCUAUGAGAAUCUCAUUCAUGUAAGGGUGGCAGAGGCUUGGAGUCAGGGGUGCAAAGGUGCUGGGGUUUUGCAUUCUACACAGGUGGGUGGUGGGACCCCCCCCCACACACUGUGGCCUCAUCCAUCCCUUUGUGGUGCCUGGCAAGCCAACACUGGCAGAACGAAAGCUCUGGCAGCGGGAGAGCUUUGCUGUGUCCAUGCAGGUUUGGAGGGUAAUCUAGGUCCUCGCUUCCUCCCGAUUCCAGGUGUGGGACAUUGAGUCCAAAGAGCAGGUGCGUACCCUGACGGGACAUGUGGGCACCGUGUAUGCCCUGGCGGUCAUCUCCACGCCAGACCAAACCAAAGUCUUCAGCGCUUCCUAUGACCGGUCAUUGCGGGUAAGUGAGGCACUGCUAGCUGGGGCAGAGGGAUGUGCUUUGGGGAGGAAACAGAGGCUGGCUAUUAUUAUUAUUAUUACUACUACUAUUACUACUACUACUACUGGUAACAUUUGAAUAGUGAGGGGCGUGGGUUGAUCAGGUUAAACCAGCAUUUUUCAAAACUGCCAUUCAGGGGUGGAAGAGUGGGAGAGGCAAUAUGGCUGUUGGUGUCCAAGCAGUGUCUCCAUGGUAUGAUUGGCAAUUGGGAAAUCCCAACCCUUUCACCAGGGUCACAACAGAGAGAUAACUCCUUCUCACAGCACAUAGUUAAACUAUGGCGCUUGUUCCCACAGGAGGCAGUGAUGGCCACAAACCUAGAUUGCUUGAAAAGAGGGGUAGACAAAUUCAUGGAGUAUAAGGCUCUUAGCCAGGAUGGCUAUGCUCUGCCUCCACAAUUGGAGGCAGCAAUGCUUCUGAAUAGGGGAGAGGGCUCUUGUGCUUGAAUCCUGCUUGUGGGUUUACCACAGGUAUCUGGUUGGCCACUGCGAGAACAGGAUGCUGGACUAGAUGGGCCACCCACAGGAUCUUCUUAUGUCCGUACCCUGCUUGCAGAGUACAGUAGUCUGUUUUGGUUCUCAUGGCCUGAAUUUAAGCAUGCUUCAAAAAUCCUUGAUGCUGAUAGGAGGGAGUGGGUUGGGACAGAGCCUGAUGGUGCUAGCCCGGAGCAUUUUUGAAGCACUUCAUUCCUGAUAAUAGCUUGUGUUCUGUGCCCAGGUAUGGAGCAUGGAUAACAUGAUCUGCACUCAGACUCUGCUACGCCACCAGGGCAGCGUCACAGCACUGGCUGUCUCUCGGGGUCGCCUGUUUUCUGGUGCUGUUGACAGCACGGUUAAGGUAGGUCGCCGAUGUGUUCAGGGGUGUGCGCAGCAUUGAGCAGGAGGGAACAGCAGGCAGGUUGUUGAGCAGGUUUAGCUGUCGGAGCACUGCUACUCCCUGAACCCACCAGCGCCUUCACACCAGAGUUCCUUACACUGCAGAUAUGCAUGUGGCAGAAAAGGUGGUGUGGGUCCAUGAAUGUGAGCCAGUGGCCUGUUGCAGAGCACCUUCCUUCAACAUAGGCAAAUGUAGAAAGUUAUUGGCCAGAGUGAGAGGGCUUUUUCUGUUUCUUAUCUGAUUGAGCAGGGGGAAAACUUGGAUCAAGCUAUUCCAGGUGCCUAUCUGUUUGCUGUGGUUUGCAGGGUUAAGAGCUUGCUGCAGCAACAGUGUACUGCUGAAUCCUGUCUCCGUGGAGGUCUGAUAGUCUAGCACAGCUUUCACAGCCUGUCUGUGCUGGCCUGUGGCUGAGAGGAGUUCUGCCCUAAAACAUCUGGAAGAGACUAGAUUAGAAGAGGCUGGUCUAGCAUGCCUCUUCCCCAUGCCCUAUGAGUUGGGGUAGACUACUUGGACCACCCAAUCCCCAAGCAGUUUGUGCUCUUUUGCUCAUUUCUCAGCACUAGCCCAAGCAGAUCUGAUUUGUUAUUUGCUUAGUUAGGCUGUAUCUCUGAUGUGUGUGUGAAUUUUGCUAAGGGCCCAAGUCCUGGCUGUCCCUCUCCCUCUGUAACCUCGUUGGGCCCUCCCUCCAAGCACUUACCCAUAUGGUGAGUACCUUUAAGGCAGCCUUUGUCAACCUGGUGCCCCCCAAAUGCUUGGGACUAAAACUCCCAUCAUCGCUGUGCUGACUGGGGCUCACGAGAGUUGUAGCCAAAACAUCUGGAGGCCCCCAGGUUGGGGGAAGACUAUUUAAGGGCAAGAUUUCUGAAGCAGAUUUGAGUUGGCAACUUUGUGGAAUCAGCACAUUCCCAGACAGCAGCCUUCCAUGAGUUGUUGCAGAGUCCCGGAAUGGUUUAUUCUCAUAAGCUAGUGAUUGGUCAACCUUCUGCCUACUUGGCAGUGCAAAAACUCUUGCAGUUGUCAUGCAUACAUCAGGGGCAGAUAUGGCUGGUGUGCAGACGUGAGAUGGAUGGGUCACAAGUUGUGUGGACCUCACUGGUAGAUCUGCUGGUUUGAACCCCUGUGGGGUCUCUCACCUUGUGGGGCAAGUAUUGUCUGAACCUCACCUUGCAGCAGAUUGGCCCUCUCUUGCGCAGGCCCUACUGACUUUCCUUCCUGCCGCAGGUUUGGACAUGCUAGUGGGUGCCACUGCCUGCUUGUGGACGGCAGACUACCAAAUAAUCCUCCGGCUCACACAUGUCGUCCUGCUUCCUUGCACUCCAACGCCCCUCCCACUGUGCACUCCAGCCGUGAGCGAGCUUCACAACCCACGUACCUCAGCACUGCCACCCCUGACGCAGCAGGCCCUGUCCCAAGCAGGGCUUUUUGGAGAUAAAGCUCGCAAGACCACAUCACAGCGGCACCGUUUCUGAUGGAACAAGUAGGGCACUGCAGCCUCAAGACAGCAGCGUUUGGGUGAAGUGGGAUUAGAUCGAUGAUCCAGGUGUGAGCACCCACAAUGCACCUUUGCCAACAGCAGUGCCAGAGCCAAGGAUUGGGGGUGACGGGGAGAAGACCCCUCUCUCUUCUGGCAUUUAAAUGUAUCUGCUAAGCUCUUUCAUUUGUGCCCACCGCCAAUGAUAAAGACCAGUUUUCCCCUCAUGUAACCAGGUACGAUUUUUAUGUCUCAAAGAUUCCCAUCCCUCGCAUCAGGUACCACAAGGCCAUCCAUUCACAGCAUCAUGUCAUAACGGCACCAAGCCCCCCAAUGGUUUAAAACAAAAACAGGGAGAGCCCACUGUUGUGUUUUUACUGACAUUUUCUACUGUUUUUAAGAUUGUGAUAUAGAUUUGGAUUAUUUCUUCCUUGACAAUAAAAAUGGACCAUUGUUUUAGGCCAGCAUGAGUUAUUGACCAGCUUGGAGCAUCUUAGCAAAAGGAGUGUAACGUCUCUUUGAUAGUUAACCUACCUUGCAGCCCCAGCUCGGGAUCAGAGACAAGCGAUUUCAAAGUUUACUAGCCCACCUACCUGCAGGUACUUCUGUCCCUCCUAGCUAGUGAAUUUGACAAUUUUGUUUCCCCACACAAGUAUUGCAGAGAAAUGGCAGAAGACUUGGAUUUGCUUCUUUGAAGGUGUACAUCAUGCCACCAGCUGUCAAAGGUGGAAUGCUUUAAUAAUAGCCAAGGGAAUGUGCACUUUCGCCCUUGUCAAGAAACACUUGUGUUGAUGCAAGAGCUAAAAUGAAACCUCUUAUCUCCGUAUCUUUGCAGACUAUGUACUGCACCAGGGAGAAUAGCUUUGGCCUUUAUGCUCUGUUUGUGAGCUUCCCACCAGCAGGGAAAAUCUGGCCUCAGCAAGGUGAGAGAAGCAGAAAGGCUGGAAUGCUCAGUAAGUAGACAGACGCUCACUGUCUCCUCCCUCCCACCCACCUUUUCACCAUCAAAUGUGUGAAUCACAGAACUGCGAAGUUGGGAGGGAUCCGAAACCCCUGCAAUGACGGCACAGUGUGAAAGGGGCUAGCUCUGCAGACUGCUAAACACUUUCGUGCUUUGUUCCACUAGAUAGGGCUACCAAGCAUCUAAAUCGCCAAGACCCACCUGUGUGACUGGCACUCAGCAUCUAUUCCCAGUUAAGUACAGUUCAGACUUUCCCCCCUUCCCUCCUUAGGCUGCAGCCAAAACAAGAGUUUCACAGGACCAGACAAUUUGGACAUUUAUUAAGCACUGAUGGCCAUCAGUGCAUCCACAGCGCCGCCUACCUGUCUAUUGUAAAAUUGCAGCAUGAGCUGAUCGCUCAGCACCAUAGCGUCCUUGCAUGCACCCAGCGGUUUAGCACCUCAUGGAAAACUGCCUUUGGAGGUUGUUUCCCAAUAAAAAAUAUUAUUAGUGUUAACGUCAUGUUAUGUAUAGUCAUGGCAAGCGAGGAGGGCAUCUUUCCCAUGUUCUUAAGUAUUCGUACCCAGACAACUUCUAUUUUUUUCCUUUUUUCCUUUUUUUUUUUAAAUAGGAGCAAAUAUUUUUUACAGCAC
Messenger RNA from Podarcis lilfordi (Lilford's wall lizard), 34462 nucleotides. NCBI's taxonomy places the organism in Eukaryota, Metazoa, Chordata, Lepidosauria, Squamata, Lacertidae. The record is from the annotation of a GenBank genome assembly.